Triticum aestivum (bread wheat) is the source of this 966-nucleotide messenger RNA. RefSeq lists its product as uncharacterized. Bases 69 to 764 code for a protein of 231 amino acids. Lineage: Eukaryota; Viridiplantae; Streptophyta; Magnoliopsida; Poales; Poaceae. The record is from RefSeq and is a predicted model, not a curated record. The transcript has 3 exons.
GGUGCAGACUACUGGUGUUUGGGGCAGAUCCAGCAGCUAGCAAAAGAGGAGCAUAGACGGCAAGAAGAAUGGCACCCAAAACAGCGCUCAUGGCUCUGCUUCUGCUCGUCCUUGUGGCCGGCGAUCUUGUCCAUGGCCACACCAUUCCGCCGCCUCUCGCACGCACCCGGCGGAGCCUCGGCUGGAUGCAAGGCAUGAAGGGAGGGCCGCCCAGUGGCAUGCAGCCAUCAGAUACUGCUGCUUCCGCCGCCCGCCGCCGCGCCAUUUCUUGGGUGCAAAAAGGUAAGGAAUGGCUGCUUCAUGUCCUUGACCCAUUGCCAGAAAUCGAGAGGUGCAUGCUUCUUAUGACUUUGUGGAGGAUUUGGCACAUCCGUAACGAAGUGUUACACCAUAAACCUGCGCCCCCAAUGGAAGCGUCCAGGAGGUAUUUGGUGAGUUACCUUGAUUCCUUGGUUGGUCUUAAAAUUGAUCUAUCUUCUGAUCCGAGCAAAGGGAAGUCCUUAGUUACAUACGACAGGCCACUUAAAAAUCCACAUGUUCGAAUAGUUGAGAGCACUCCUGUCAAAUGGUGUCCCCCUAUGGCGGGUUGGGUGAAACUGAAUACUGAUGGGUCCUUUGCAGUAAAUGGUACGGCUGGUGCGGGGAUGGUGCUGCGAGAUGACAAAGGCGAGGAAAGCCGCCGGGACGCCAGCAGGGAGGAAGGCAAGUUCAUCGCGGCCGUGCCUGGUUUCAAGCUCCUGCCCCUUCCUCCCAACGCUCCCUGAGAAGAGAUCGCAUCACAGGGUGAGCAUGCAUGCAUGUCAUGCCAUUGACCACCACUAGGUUUGUCAUCAAAGGUGUGGGAGUGUUCAACGAUGCUUUAUAUAUUGUUCAAUAAGUAAGGCAGCAUCGUCUGCCUUCGUUCAGUAACUGUAAGGUUGCAGUAUCAGCUGUAAUAAAGGGAGAAAACAGCGAGCAUACUCAGAU